Molecule: messenger RNA, 3568 nt
Organism: Colossoma macropomum (tambaqui)
Lineage: Eukaryota; Metazoa; Chordata; Actinopteri; Characiformes; Serrasalmidae
Product: NACHT, LRR and PYD domains-containing protein 12-like
Exons: 13
Coding region: 212-3568 (1118 amino acids)
Molecular function (GO): protein binding
Source: RefSeq, a predicted model, not a curated record
GGAAAAGAGACUCUAGAGAGAGAGGGAAACCGAAAGUAACGUCACUCAGAAGCCGUUAUAAACGGAGAGAAGAUUCACUCGACAAGGAAAAUGAAGCUGAAGCACAGAAAGAUUCUGUAAACUAACCCUGGUCAUCUUGAUGAAGAUGGACAUUUCAGAUGUUCUUUCUAAAAACUGAAGACAAAGUCAGGAAAAGUUCCAGUCAUACAAGAUGGCAAACAAUUCUGAAGUGUUGCAGGAUAUAACUGAUAAACGAGAUCAAACUGGUCGAGUCCAGACCACCAAACCUCAGAAUGAACCAGUCCAGAACUCCACAGCUCAGACCGGAGGAACAGUCAAUGCACUUCUUCUACAUGAAAGUUUGUUUAACGGACCAGUUAAUAUCAACAUUGUAGCUGACUCUACGCACAGAGGUGGAGACAGAAGUGAAAAGGAAACUGGUAAGACUGCAGCAGCCUCCUCCAUUGCAGCUCAGACUGGAGUCUCAGUUAGUGCUCUCACUGCAGCAGCUAAAGAAGAUGGAGAUGUAAAAGAUGCACUGAAAAGAAAUUUUGUGGCAAAAAUUGCAAAGCUGUAUGACAGGACUUCACUAGAGGAGAGUAAUUUGCUUUUGAAAGACAUUUACACUGAACUAUAUGUGAUUGAAGGCUGCACAGGAGGAGUGAACACUAAGCAUGAAGUGAGACAGAUAGAAUGUUUUUAUCCCAAAAUAGAGGAAACACCAAUCAAGUUCAGUGACAUUUUCAAAACACAAUCCAAUCAAAAUGUGCUUGGUACUAAAGUACUUACAUUGGGAAUAGCAGGAGUGGGGAAAACGGCCUCUGUACACAAGUUUAUUCUUGACUGGGCUGAAGACAAAUGCAACCAGGAUUUAGAUUUCAUUCUGUUUUUUCCCUUUCGGGAACUGAACGUGAUCAAAAAGGAACGGUACAGCCUCUGGAAUCUUCUACUUUACUUCCAUGAUGAGUUCCAUAAUGCGGAUGUAAAGAUCUUGAAUGACAAGUGUAAGGUGGUUCUCAUAUUAGAUGGACUGGAUGAAAGUAAACUUAAUCUAGAUUUUAAUCAAAAGAAACUAUCUAAUGUAACAGAAGAGACCACCAUUGAUAAACUAAUAACAAACCUCAUCAAAGGAGAGCUGCUUUCCUCUGCUCUCAUCUGGAUAACCACUCGACCAGCAGCAGCCAAAAAGAUUCCACCCAAAUACUUUCAUCAUGUGACAGAAAUACGUGGAUUUAAUGAUCCACAGAAGGAGGAGUACUUCAGGAAGAGAAUCAGGGAUGAAGACCAAGCCAGCAGAAUCAUUUCACACAUUAAGACAGCAAGAAGUCUCCACAUUUUAUGUCACAUACCAGUCUUUUGUUCAAUCUCAGCCACUGUGCUUCAGGAAAUGUUGAAGGAUGACAAAGACAUGAAGAAUGCUCCGACAACUCUUACAGAAAUGUACACACGUUCUCUGCUGUUCCACACAAGGCAAAAGAACGAUAAAUACAGCACAAUGCAACAUGAAGACAGUACAGUCCCACCAGCUGAGAGAGACAGACUGAGAGUAGAGGGCAUACUGAAGCUUGGAAAACUAGCUUUUCUUCAGUUACUAAAAGGACAACUCAUAUUCUAUGAGAAGGAUCUGAAAGAAUGUGGCAUUGAUGUUGAUGAAGCUGUAGUGUACUCUGGAGUUUGUACACAAAUCUUUAAAAAGGAUGAGAAGAUUUUCUGUUUUGUGCAUUUGACUUUCCAGGAGUUUCUUGCUGGCGUCUUUGUGUUCCUCACAUUCAGUCAUGAAUGUAACCCACUCCUUCAAACCAUAAUGGAGAAAAUAAAGUGGAAGUUUAAACAUACACUGGGUGAUCUUCUCAAGACAGCAGUGCGUAAGGCCAUGAAGAGUGAAAAUGGACAUCUAGACCUUUUCCUCCGCUUCCUUUGUGGCCUCUCCCUGGAGUCCAAUCAGAGGCUCCUUAAGAGUCUCCAGCCAGAAAUGGACAUCAGAGAAGUGAGCCUAAAGGCCAUUGUAGACUACAUUAAAAGAAAGAUCAAAAAGAAAAAAUACUCUGAGAAGAGCAUCAAUCUCUUCCAUUGCCUGAGUGAACUGAAAGACAAUUCACUGACACCUGAAAUUCAGAAAUACCUGAACUCAGGAAAUCUCUCAACACAGAAACUGUCAUCUACACAGUGGUCAGCUCUGGUGUUUGUGUUGCUGAUGUCAGAAGAGACUCAAGAGAAGUUUGAGCUGAAGAAAUACAGGCCAUCAGAUGAAGGACUGAGGAGACUACUGCCAGUGGUGAAAAACACAAGACGAGCAUUAUUAUCUGGUUGUAUGAUCACAGUGAAAGGCUGUUCUUCUCUGGCUUCAGCUCUGAGUUCAAACCCCUCACACCUGAAUGAACUGGAUCUGACCUACAACCACCCAGGAGAGUCAGGAGUGAAGCUGCUCUCUGCUAGACUGGACGAUCCACACUGCUCACUCAACAUACUCAGACUUGCUAUGUGUAAACUCAGUCAACAGUCCUGUAACAUACUGCAGUCAGUUUUACAAACUGAAACCUCCUCACUGAAAGAACUGGACCUCAGUAACAACAACCUGCAGGAUUCAGGGGUGGAGCUGCUCUCUGCUGGACUGAAGAGUUCGCAUUGUAAACUGGAGAAACUCAGACUAUCUUUGUGUAACUUUGGGGAAAAGUCUUGUGAAAAUCUAGGAUCUGUUUUACAAACAGAAACUUCCUCCCUAAAAGAGCUGGACAUCAGUAACAAUGAGCUUCAUGAUUCAGGAGUGGAGCUGCUCUCUUCUGGACUGAAGAGUUCAUGCUGUAAACUGGAGAUCCUCAGAUUAUCAGGAUGUAUGGUCAGGGUGGAAGGCUGUUCUUCUUUGGCUUCAGCUCUGAGUUCAAACCCCUCACAUCUGAAAGAACUGGAUCUGAACUAUAAUCUCUUUGGAGAGUCAGGAGAGAAGCUGCUCUCUUCUAGACUGAAGGAUCCACACUGCUCACUCAACAUACUCAGAGUGGAAAAUCAGGGUGAGAUGAGAAUCAGACCAAAGAAAUAUUCCUGUGAGCUCACUCUGGAUCCAAACACACUGAACAGAUUUCUCUCUCUCUCUGACGGGAACAGAAAGGUGCAGCGUGUGUGGGAUGAUCAGUCAUAUCCGGAUCAUCCAGAGAGAUUUGGUAAGUGGUAUCAGGUUCUGUGUAGACAGAGUCUGACUGGACGCUGUUACUGGGAGGCUGAGUUGAACGGGUGGAGGGUUGAUAUAGCAGUAACAUAUAAAUCAAUCAGCAGGAAAGGAGACAGUGCUGACUCUGAGUUUGGAGCAAACGAAAAGUCCUGGAUUCUGAUCUGCUCUGAUAAAAGUUACUCUGUCCGUCACAAUAAUAAGCUCAUUGAACUCUAUACUCGUCCCUCCAACUGUAAGAGAGUAGGAGUGUAUCUGGACUAUCCGGCCGGCACUCUGUCCUUCUACAGAGUCUCCUCUGAUAUACACACACUGACACACCUACACACAUUCUACACCACAUUCACUGAACCACUCUAUGCUGGAUUUUGGGUUGGUUCUAACUCCUCAGUGUGUUUGAGAUAA